Babesia sp. Xinjiang is the source of this 747-nucleotide messenger RNA. RefSeq lists its product as uncharacterized. Bases 1 to 747 code for a protein of 248 amino acids. Lineage: Eukaryota; Apicomplexa; Aconoidasida; Piroplasmida; Babesiidae. The record is from RefSeq and is a predicted model, not a curated record. The transcript has 4 exons.
AUGACCGUCGAUGCCUCAUUGCAGCGUGACAUACGCUCGCUGCUACAAGAACGUAACUCUUUGAAGGCGUCGAUCCGUAGAAUUUCGGCGCAAAUCGACAGUGAUGCACCGUCAACGCUGCUAUCGAUCAAAUCCGCUGCAGAAUCAUCGCCAAAUGGGAAACGUAAGUUCAAGGAUUCUAUGGAGGUGGAUGUUGAGGAGCCUGAGAAGAGACCAAAACUUGGUUCCGCUGUUGAGCACGUUGAAGCACAACGCCGAUUGGUGAGAUCAAGUUUGCUUGGUUAUCUACAGCGCGCUAAAGAUGCGCUUACCAAGGAGCAAGAGAAGGAGAACGUGAUAAAACACCAAGAAAAGGAACAACUUAUUGCUUCAAAGUUGGCAGAUCAAGAGAGAGAGAAACUGGAGAAGAUUUCUGCUGAACUGCGGAAUAAACUAUUAGCUGAAGAAGAACGUCUACGUGUAGUGGAAUCAAAUCUUUCCGAGAAACAUAACGAACUGGUGGUAGUUGUAUGGUGUCAUUUGGACAACAAUAUCAUGCAGAAAUCAUCUUUAACACGACACUACGAAUACAUGUCAAAUUUUAUCGCUACCAAGACACAACCAACCAUAUUUUGGCUACCACGGAAUUUUAAUACAGAACUGGAAUCUCUACGUGAAUGUACACGCCAGUUCAUCGCACAAAAGGUGGCUGCUAUCGCAUCAACUGAUUAUGGUACUAUGAAAAGGGACACGAGUAAUGGUGAUUAA